Messenger RNA from Schizophyllum commune H4-8, 677 nucleotides. RefSeq lists its product as uncharacterized. The record is from RefSeq and is a predicted model, not a curated record. Lineage: Eukaryota; Fungi; Basidiomycota; Agaricomycetes; Agaricales; Schizophyllaceae. The transcript is spliced from 2 exons. The coding region runs from base 119 to 559 and encodes 146 amino acids.
CAUCAGAGAUGCCCUGCUAGCCGCGUCGCUCAAUCAGUGCGACCGCCAGGACUGCGAAUACGCGACGUCAAGGCCGUGUACAAAGUUACCGCCAGAUGACCGACCGCCGACGGAACCGAUGGCCACGAUUACUCGAGAACCAGCGCAGUGCGAUACAUACGCUCGACAAUCUUCCAUGCCUCUCGAAAUCUGUCGACGUGUAUUGAUCCGAAGGCGCAAGAACAACAUCGCACGCGUGCCACUGCUAUCGCCAUACAACAAGGCUAUCUUCGCGAAGACAUUGCGCCUUCAGCAGACUGCUCACAUGUUCGUCGAUGUCGCGACGAUCAUUCCGCGUUCUGCAGCGCCCACAGCGACAGCAUCUUCAACGCGUCCCGCGUCCUUCUCUCCUGCAGUCUCCUGCUCAGGCACCACCAUGUCGUCCAGCUUCAGGCCUCUGCAGGCCCGGAGUCGGACACAGGCACCCGCCGCGCAGCUCGGCACCCCCGGUACAAAGGGCUCGCGUCUCUGCCUCCUCACCUCGGCGAAGGCUGUCUAUGUGCUGAUCCUCACCAGCUGACACGGUGCGGCCCGCGCCUCAGUCGAGCCGUAUCCUCGCUCGCCUCAGCCGAGCCGUAUCCUCAUUCUAGACCAGUGCAACGCCCCUCUCAAUUCAAUCGCACCUACUUUCGCCGGCA